GGGUAGUUGGUUGGGUUUGUGGCGCGGGUGAGAAGCGAGGUGAGGUAGAGGGCGGCGGUUAGACAGAGGAGGAAGAUGGAGUGGUGGAGGAUGGUUUUGUUGGCCAUCUGGCGUUGUUGGGUGAUGCUGGAGGCGAUGAGGUUGAGGGAGGCGAGUUUGUCGUGGGGGGAGGUGGUGAGGGUUGUUGUUAGGGUGGGGAGGGGGGAUGUGGAAGGGGAAGUGGAAGAGGAGGACAUGGUGGAUGGUGGUGAUUUAGUUGAUUUGGUUGGAUGGGGGGUUGAUGAGAGAUUGAUUGAGAUGUUUGAUUGAAAGUUUUGUGAUGAAAGUGUGGUGGAGUGGUUGAUGGAAGAAUUGAGGUGAGUUGAAAUAGACUAUUUCGGCUCCUGAACA
Molecule: messenger RNA, 390 nt
Organism: Aspergillus sclerotioniger CBS 115572
Lineage: Eukaryota; Fungi; Ascomycota; Eurotiomycetes; Eurotiales; Aspergillaceae
Exons: 2
Coding region: 76-309 (77 amino acids)
Source: RefSeq, a predicted model, not a curated record